Aspergillus steynii IBT 23096 is the source of this 1500-nucleotide messenger RNA. RefSeq names its product Pkinase-domain-containing protein. Gene Ontology annotation, molecular function: ATP binding; protein kinase activity. NCBI's taxonomy places the organism in Eukaryota, Fungi, Ascomycota, Eurotiomycetes, Eurotiales, Aspergillaceae. The coding region runs from base 1 to 1500 and encodes 499 amino acids. Gene Ontology annotation, biological process: protein phosphorylation; regulation of cytokinesis; mitotic spindle organization. The record is from RefSeq and is a predicted model, not a curated record. Gene Ontology annotation, cellular component: spindle pole centrosome; spindle midzone; spindle microtubule. The transcript has 2 exons.
AUGGCGACCAAGGCGCUAGAAGCACAUUUCAGGGACUUGUCUGUUCAGGAUGAGAAUAGCGGAUACAACAAAAUCGAUCCACAUCAGAAGUCCAAGGCAAGUUCGCUCCGUGACGCCCUUGUAAUAUGUGUUGAGUGCACAGCUGCUGACAGGGAGCAGAUUGCAUCCGCCAGCACCCAUCCAUCGGACAAAACCCGACCAACAAAAGGCCCAAAGGCUGAGAUCUAUAAACAAAAUUGCACAAUUACCGAGCCUGUCACCCCUCAAGCGGCUCAAGAAAAUGGUGGAAGAACUCUCCGGCGAACUCGAAAGCCCCUCUCGGUCAUUUCGACGCAGAAGCCAGGUGAAGGAACUAUCACAACCGUCAAUCAUGCCAUCUCUCAAGUGCCUCAAUCCAAAUACCUACAAUCUCCUUCCCGAGGUCGACAUCCCCUGUCUAUUGUUGUGUCCCAAAAGCCAGACGCAGCGUCCGAGGUAGAAAAACAACCUAAUUCUCGUGAUGUCGAGGGACAAAGCCCGACCAGCCAUCGUCUCGCUCCCCAAGUCGCCGAAACAAAAGGCGGACGAGCUCUUUCCCGAUCUCGAAACACCCCUUUUGCUGCUUCGUCAGAGACACCCGAUCCAGUGGUGAAGGCAGAGGAACCUUCUCCAAAUCUUAUUAAACAACCGGUCCCUAAGGUGUUCCAUCUAGGCAUGUUCGAGGUUGGCCGACCGCUGGGAAAGGGGAAGUUUGGACGAGUAUAUCUUGCGCGAGAACGACAGAGUGGGUUUGUUUGUGCGCUGAAGGUGCUACACAAGGAUGAGAUCCGACAAGGGAGGGUCGAGAAACAGGUGGCUCGUGAAAUCGAGAUCCAAAGCAACUUGCGCCAUCCCAACAUCCUGCAGUUAUACGGCCACUUUCACGAUCGGGAGCGAAUAAUCUUGAUUCUCGAGUAUGCCGGCAAAGGGGAAUUAUACAAGCACUUGCAGAAAGAGAACCGUUUUCCAGAGUGGAAGGCGGCCCACUACAUUGCCCAAAUGGCGAAUGCUUUGCAAUACUUGCAUCGCAAGCAUGUUAUUCACCGGGACAUUAAGCCGGAGAACAUUCUGGUCGGUCUUCACGGAGAGCUGAAGAUGUCAGAUUUUGGCUGGAGUGUCCAUGCGCCAAGUGGUCGUAGGCAGACGAUGUGUGGAACACUGGACUACUUGCCUCCUGAGAUGGUCGAUCCAAAGAAAAGCUCGAAGCCCUAUGAUGAGAAGGUGGAUCUAUGGGCCCUGGGAGUUUUGAUGUACGAGUUCCUGGUUGGAAGCGCGCCGUUCGAGGAUACACCGAUUAUGACCCAGCGGCGAAUCGCCAGGGGGGACAUGAGCAUUCCCUCUUUUGUCAGCCCUGAAGCCAAAGAUCUUAUCAAGAAGCUACUUCUCCUUGAUUCAGAUCUGAGAAUAUCUGUGGAUCAAAUUCGACAUCAUCCCUGGAUCAUCAAGCAUUGCGCAAACACCGGAAAACAAGAUAAGUCUUGA